Pterocles gutturalis (yellow-throated sandgrouse) is the source of this 1620-nucleotide messenger RNA. It is a transcript of the gene DCP1A, whose product is annotated as decapping mRNA 1A. The record is from RefSeq and is a predicted model, not a curated record. Lineage: Eukaryota; Metazoa; Chordata; Aves; Pterocliformes; Pteroclidae. The annotation marks the transcript as partial. The transcript is spliced from 9 exons. Gene Ontology annotation, biological process: positive regulation of catalytic activity; deadenylation-independent decapping of nuclear-transcribed mRNA; deadenylation-dependent decapping of nuclear-transcribed mRNA. Gene Ontology annotation, molecular function: enzyme activator activity; mRNA binding. Gene Ontology annotation, cellular component: P-body.
GAGAAAACGGACAUAGAAGGGACCUUAUUUGUGUACAAGAGGUCAGCUUCACCUUAUCAUGGUUUUACAAUAGUGAAUCGGCUAAACAUGCACAACCUGGUUGAACCAGUAAAUAAAGAUUUGGAGUUUCAGCUCCAUGAACCCUUUCUUCUCUACAGAAAUGCUAGCUUGUCAAUUUACAGUAUCUGGUUUUACGACAAGAAUGACUGUCAUCGAAUAGCAAAGCUCAUGACUAAAGUAGUAGAACAAGAAGCUCUGAGAUCGCAGCAAGUUUCCCAGGACAGAAAAAGUCCCAGCAGAACCAAUGGCUGCAAUGAAAACAGGCCCAUUGACAUCCUGGAAAUGCUUAGUAAAGCCAAGGAUGAAUAUGAACGAAAUCAGAUCAAUGAUUUAAGUAUUAAAUCAACUUCUGGAGUGCAACAAAAUGCAAAUCCUCCAAAGCCAGAAAGCACAGAACCUUCAGAACAAAAAACUUCACUGCAAGUACAAGAGCAACCAUUUCAGUCAAGGCAGAAGCAUCUGACUUUGGAGGAACUGUUUGGAACCUCUGUACCAAAGGAACAGCCCGCAGCUCCAUAUCCCAAUCCUGAGAGAGUGGAAAAGUUGCAGACUGACACCUCUGCCAGAGAGCAGCACAGUUUGCUCUUGCCUUUUUCCUUUGACCAGUCAACAGUAAUACAACAAUCGCUAGGGAAAUCUGAAAGUCCAAGUGUUAAAACCAGUGCCAAUCCUUUGAAUCAACAGGAAUGUUUAACACCUGUGUUAAUACCUCCAACUUCCCAGCCUGAUGUAAAAAAUAUUUCAAGCUAUUCAGUUUGUUUAAGCCCUGUUCUUAAUUCAGCCUUGACAACAGAAGCUGCCCCUGCUCAGAUGCUUCCUGGCCUAAAACAAAACAACAGUAUAAUGCAAGUUAUGCAGCAGGCUGCCAAGCAGAUAUCCCCACUAGUGAAUCAGCCACCAUCUGAAGUGAACCAUGCUCCACAAAAUCUAAUGGCUGGCCAGAGCCAGCUUAUAGCACCCUUGACAUCAGCAAAUACAGGAACUGUCUCAAAUACAUCCCAUACAAGUGUUGAUCUUCUCCAGAAGCUCAGGUUGACCCCACAGCAUGACCAAAUGCAACAGCAGUCUCUCGCUAAGACUUCCUUAACACCGAACAUCUCUGCCUCGGUUGGCCAACUUGCAACACCAGAAAGCUUCAAAGAGUCUCACAGUAAGCCAUCAGCCUUGAACAGCAAGAUCAUCUCUCCCCUUCAGACUGUACAACAAAACAAGGAAUCAGAAGUAUUUUCACAGACAAAGACUUUGUCUAAAGCAAGUCAAGUUGCACCUCCACAGUUUGUUACAGCCACAACUACAGUAACACCUUCAAUCCUCUUAUCUCCUAGUGUUUUUCAGCAAUCGGCUACAAAAGCUACUGAAGUGGAGAAUAAAGCCAGUUCUUCUUCACCUUUAACACUUGGAACAACAGAAAUUCAGACUAUACCUCCUACUGUUCUCAGUAGGUCUCAGCUUCAAGAAGCACUGAUACAUCUAAUAAAGAAUGAUUCCAGUUUUCUCAGCACUAUUCAUGAAGUCUACUUGCAAGUCCUAACCAAGAAUACAGACAACAAUAAGCUAUAA